GUUUUUGUUUAAACAUUUGCGAUAUUUCCUUCUCCCGUACAAGUCGUAGCUCAUGUUUACGCCAGCGAAUUUUGUCUACGGAAAUUACGACCAAGUUAACAUUGGUGACGCGUGCCUUAGGCAGGAAAAGAUUUCUAUGAGCUUGGCGCCUGUCAACCACGGGGAAAGGUACAGCGGUGUUGACACAUUGCAGGUGGGUGCACGCGACACCAUGACAACCUAUUCCCAGUAUUCCAGAGUCAAGAUGGAGCCAGCGGACCGAGGGGGUGGGGCAAGGGGGUGGAUGGACUCACAGCCCAAAGGCCUCACCCCGGGGAUUGUUGCCAGAGACGAUAAGUUAAUUUCCUCGGGGGUACCUACCGUGAAGAGACUGCAGGAUAAUCUUCCCCAUCCCCCAAGACAUGGAUAUCCUGCUCCAGACAACUCGAAUUCCGUGACGGAAAUUAUCGGAAAUGAUCCACGGAAAAGUGCCCCUCAGCUUAUGGGGCGUUCGACGCUAGGUGACAACGUCAUGUAUAACUUUCCAGGCUCUCCUUACCUACCUCAGAGGAAACAACCACCCCUCCGUCAGUCCAGCUUCUCCCCUACCCCCGGGGAGGUGACGUGCACGGAGAAAGUUCUACCCAAGGUGUUUGUGCCUGCAGACCCUCAGCUAUGGAGCGCGUGGCACGUGCAGCAGUGGGUGGAUUGGGCGGCACGAGAAUACGGCCUCAGGGAGGUGGACCCUGCAAGGUUCAUGCACGUGGAUGGUCGCGAGCUGUGCCGGAUGUCACGUGACGACAUGUGUCGUCUGGUUGGACCAUACGAGGCGGAGGUGCUGUUUACUCACCUCAACUACCUGCGACAAGCGAGCUCCAGCUGUAUCUCUCCCCUACCCCCAGAUAAUCGCGACCGGGGGGUAGUGAACACGCCCUCCGUCCCUUCAUCCCCAGGGUCGUGGUCCUACCCCACCCUGUCCACACCCGACUCCAUGGGGGCAGCACACAGGCAAGAUGCUGACCUGGCCAAGUCCCCAUGGUUGACACAGGGCGGAUCCCCUCACGGAUUCAACCCUGGUGCGUUUCCCGGUGUCAGUAAAGGUGGGAUGGAUCACAGCGCCUCCUGGCGGACGCAAGAUCCCUAUAAAUUGUUUGGACACUUAUCAAGCAGGCUGUCAAAUACAGGCAGCGGUCAGAUCCAGCUGUGGCAGUUCCUUCUCGAGUUGUUGUCGGACAGUCGGAACGCGCCUACCAUCACGUGGGAGGGGACCAAUGGCGAGUUCAAGCUCGUGGACCCGGAUGAGGUCGCCAGACGCUGGGGGGAGAGGAAAAGCAAACCCAACAUGAACUACGACAAACUGAGCCGUGCACUGCGGUACUACUACGACAAGAACAUCAUGACGAAGGUCCACGGAAAGAGAUACGCCUAUAAGUUUGACUUUGCUGGCUUAGCCCAAGCCAUUCAGCCCGCGGCCCCAGAACCGAGCCCUUACAGACACCAAGACCUGUUUCUGUCAAGUUACACCACGCCUAAAAUGAACUUUCCCAAUGCUUAUACGUCCGUUCCGGCAGUGACGUCAGGGAUUCUUGGGGCCCCUGGGAAUUAUUGGUCCGGACAUAACGCCAAUAUCUACCCAAACCUCCAGAAUCACGUAAUGACCAACCCCCCAAGUCACAUGACGUCACAUGUGGGGUCUUGUUAUGCAUGAAUAUUUUAUUGUUGAAACUUGCAGUAUAUUUAUAUGAAAUAUAUAUAUUAAAAUGAACCUUGCAAUAUAUUUAUACAUACCGAUGGACCUAUUUAUGUGACUACCUGCAACACUGAGGUCUACAGAGACGGAAGCGGAUGAAACCACACUGGCUGUACACCAACAAAGGCUAGCGGUAAUCGAGGUGCUAUUUUGCUUCAGAUUUAUGUUCCCAAACGACCCUCUAUACUUUCUGGGUACACACUGU
Haliotis rufescens (red abalone) is the source of this 1934-nucleotide messenger RNA. Its product is annotated as retroviral integration site protein Fli-1 homolog. The coding region runs from base 53 to 1687 and encodes 544 amino acids. Lineage: Eukaryota; Metazoa; Mollusca; Gastropoda; Lepetellida; Haliotidae. The transcript is spliced from 7 exons. Gene Ontology annotation, biological process: cell differentiation; regulation of transcription by RNA polymerase II. Gene Ontology annotation, cellular component: nucleus. The record is from RefSeq and is a predicted model, not a curated record. Gene Ontology annotation, molecular function: sequence-specific DNA binding; DNA-binding transcription factor activity, RNA polymerase II-specific.